AUGAUCACAAAAUUGCUGCUGGCCGUGCUGGCCACAGCGGUUUUGGCUCAGUCUCAAUCUGGUGGAGAUAAUGGAGACGAUUCGAAUCGACGAGGACCGCCAAGGCCAAGGCCUGAUGGACAAGGACCACCAGGACAAGGACAAGGACAGGGACAAGAUGGACAGAGACCAGGUCCACCUGGAAGAGGACAAGGAGGACAAGGAGGCCCGGGCGGUCAAGGUGGCCAAGGAAGAGAUCAACGACAAAAUCAAAAUGGCGGCAACAGUAAUGGAAUGAGGAUCUUGGAUCCUAAAGCCACUCUAUUAGCAAUCAUCAGCUUGGGUCCAGAGCAGAAGGAACGGGACCACUGCGGAAAGUGGGGAGACUGGAAAGAGGUGAAAUGCUGGUGGCCCGAUCAGAACUUCAGUUCGUUGCCUGAAGAAUGCACCAAUAUCACCUAUCCAAAGAAAGUACCGCAAUCAUUGCAAAAAUUCAUCGAUGCUAAAGUUCAAGAAGUCUAUGCGGUGAUCCAAGCAGCCUAUCAACGACGAGGCGCUCCACCGAAAUGCGGUCAUUGCACACAUUCGUUCAAAUGUCGAACGAGAAAUGCCACAAAAGAGGAUGAUGAUGAUGAUGAGAUGGAUAUGGGAAUGGAUUUCGAUUUUGGAAUGAAUGAUGAUGAGGAAGAUGAUGAGGAAGAUGAUGAGAGUUCGAUGGAAGAUCUGGGAGGACAAGGAGGACAAGGAGGACAGGGAGGACAGAGAGGACAAGGAGGACAGGGAGGACAAGGAGGACAAGGAGGACAAGGAGGACAAGGGAGACGACCAAGACCUAGACCCCGCCCACGUCCACGUCCACGACCUGGGAAACAGUGCAAAAAGAAAGAAAUUCGCCCAAUUGACGCCGAUUGUGAUGACGCGAAAGCCUGCAAAGUCUCCUCAGUCUUCGGUGGAUGUCCGGCUCCAUUGUUCUUGCAUAAAGAUCGAAUGAAGAAAAUCAAUGAAAUGAUGAUGAGUGGAGAUCAUCAAGGAGCUCUUGAUGCAAUGGAUUUUAUGCAAGACGAUGAUGAUGAGAAUAUGGAUGACUCGAUGAGAAAGAAACGACAAUCCGGUUUCUACGAUCCAUCCACUUUCUAUGCCAAUUCGGGAAGCCAAGGAAUGAGAUCACAAAUGCAAAUGAUGGGCCCUUGGCAACCAAACAACGACUGGACUGGCUCAUCGCAAAGCCAAAACCCUUUCCUCCAGAGACGGCCUUGGGGACCUGGGGGAGAUGAUGAUAGAAGAGGACCAGGACAUAGAGGAAGAGCAGAUCAUAAACGGGGUGGACAUGGGGGAAGAGGGGGAAGAGGGGGAAGAGGAGGAAGAGGUGGAGGAGGUGGAAAGGGGAAAGCCAAGUUCAUCGCCAAUCUUUUGCAUGGAACCAACUGUGUCAGCUCCGGAAAUGAAUGUCUCUGUUGCUGUGGCGGCCAUAUUCCCGAUGCUAAAUCGGGUGACUGCAAAGAUAUUCGCUCAAUGAUGCCACAACUUCCAAAGCUUCUCGAUUUUGCGAUGAAAAAAGAUCAAUCUCAA
Messenger RNA from Mesorhabditis belari, 1548 nucleotides. The record is from the annotation of a GenBank genome assembly. Lineage: Eukaryota; Metazoa; Nematoda; Chromadorea; Rhabditida; Rhabditidae.